AUGUCCUCCUACGGCAAACUCGACGAGCAUGAGCAAGCGAAACUAGAGGCAAGUCGGAGGAGAAAGAAGAGAAUCGCCAUUAUCGCUAUAUCUUCCAUCGUUCUUGUCUGCAUAGUCGUUGGAGCCGUUGUCGGAACCUCAGCUCACGGUAACGGCAAGAAAUUGCCGUCCACCGUGAGUGACGGAGAUGGAGACAUCUCUGUCUCGGUGAAAGCCGUGUGCGACGUGACAUUGCACAGAGAAAAAUGUUUUGAGACCGUUGGAUCGGCUCCAAACGCAAGCCGGUUAAACCCUGAAGAGCUUUUCGAGUACGCCGUCAAAAUCACAAUCACCGAGCUCACAAAAGUCCUCACCGGAUUCUCCACCAGCGAACACAUGGAUAACGCCACGUCAGCUGCAAUGGGGGCUUGCGUUGAGCUUAUCGGUUUAGCGGUUGACCAAUUAAACUCAACGAUGACGUCAAAGAAUAUCGAUGAUCUCAGGACGUGGCUUAGCUCCGUGGAAACGUACCAAGAAACGUGCAUGGAAGCGUUGAUCGAAGCGAACAAUGCAAGUUUGACGACUUUCGGAGAAACUCAUUUGAAAAACUCUACGGAGAUGACUAGCAACGCGUUAGCAAUCAUAACGUGGCUAGGAAAAAUCGUGGACUCGGUCAAGUUGAGACGACGUUUGUUGGCGACUACCGCAGAUUUGCCAAUGAUGGAUGGUCGGAAACUAUUGGAGAGUAGUGGGUUGAAGAAGAUAGCGAACAUCGUGGUGGCAAAAGAUGGAUCGGGGAAGUAUAGGACGAUAAGUGAGGCUUUGAUGGAAGUGAAGGAGAAGAAUGAGAAGCGUACGAUUAUAUAUGUGAAGAAAGGAGUUUAUUUGGAGAAUGUUAGAGUUGAGAAGACGAAAUGGAAUGUUGUGAUGGUUGGAGAUGGACAAAGUAAGACUAUUGUCUCUGCUGGACUUAACUUCAUCGAUGGAACUCCAACGUUCCACACCGCCACAUUUGCUGUGUUUGGAAAAGGGUUCAUGGCCAGGGACAUGGGCUUCCACAACACCGCUGGUCCAGCCAAGCAUCAAGCCGUAGCUCUAAUGGCGAGUGCAGACUUCGCCGUGUUCUAUAAAUGCACCAUGGAUGCUUUCCAAGACACGCUCUACGCGCAUGCACAACGUCAGUUUUAUCGCGAUUGUGACAUCCUUGGAACGGUUGAUUUUAUAUUCGGAAACGCUGCUGUUGUCUUCCAAAAUUGCAACAUCUUGCCUCGUCGUCCUAUGAAAGGCCAGCAAAACACCAUAACCGCUCAGGGAAAGAAAGAUCCGAACCAAAACACAGGAAUUUCUAUCCACAAUUGUCAAAUCUUGCCUUUGGACAACCUAACCGGUAUCAAAACGUUCCUUGGCCGGCCUUGGAAGGAAUUCUCCACAACUGUGAUCAUGAAGUCGUUCAUGGACGGGUUCAUCGACCCUAAAGGGUGGUUACCGUGGACAGGAGACACUGCACCGGACACAAUCUUUUACGCGGAGCACUUGAAUUCGGGGCCAGGAGCCUCGACAAAGGACCGGGUUAAGUGGAGAGGGUUGAGGACGUUUUUAACAAAGAAUGUAGCCAAUAAGUUUACAGUGAAGCCUUUUAUCGAUGGCAAUAAGUGGUUGCCCACGACCAAAGUUCCGUUCAAAUCUGAUCUUUGA
This is a messenger RNA of Arabis nemorensis, 1674 nucleotides long. Lineage: Eukaryota; Viridiplantae; Streptophyta; Magnoliopsida; Brassicales; Brassicaceae. The record is from the annotation of a GenBank genome assembly.